UAACAGCUUAUUGAUUCGGAAUUCACAAUAAUAACAAGAUUUCAAAUAAAAAUAGAAGUGUCUGGAAAUGCCUUUCAAAUAUAAAGUAAAACCUUCAAAAUAUGAAGCGAACGAUCCCGAAAUUAAAGAAGAAAUGCGGAAAUUUGUUCAACGAUUUGAGGAACAAUUUAAAAAAAAACUUCAACAUCCGAUAGUGAAUGCGGAUUUAACUCAUGUCGUUCCCCGUCGUUUGUACGACCAGACGUCGAAGAUUGUUCGGUUGCCACCGUACGACGAUCGAGAGUUCGAAGACAUCAUCAAAAGUCGCCUGAAGGAAGCUUUCCGCUCGUACAGCAUCGAUGCCAAAGAUUCUAAAAGCCAUCACCCGGAAACGGAGGAAGAUGGCGAGGACGAGGAUCGUUUGUCUAAAUUUGAGCUCAAAAUUGAACCCAAAACGAAACCUCGUGAGCUGAAGUUGAAGGAAUCCAAUUGGAUGGAAAAUUUUCUGAAGAAAACCCGAAAGGAACGCAUCAAAUGGCAAACCAAACUGUACAGAUCGGAUAAAAAGCUACUGGAAAAACCAUUGUUCGAUCAAGUGGAAGAAUUGAUUGAUCUCGGUGCUCAGGACUUUGCCGAAUGGUUGAGUAAACUUGGUGCGGAAAAGUCAAACAUCACCAAGGACAUCAUCAAGCAGCUGUUCUCGAUUGGCGUCGAAGGGGACUCAGCAAAAGCUCUGUGCGUCGAGCCGAAGGAAAUCCGUGCCAUCCCGGAUGAAGUGGCAGCAGACUGGAAUCUGCAUUAUAUGGCACUGCAGCGCAGAAUCGCCCAGGUCAUGAAAAGCGACCGCCGAGCGGCGAAAGUUCGCGAGCGUCACGUGGCUUUCGGUCGCACCUUGCCAAUGCACAUGCGUCGUUUCAAUCGCUUCGAUGACAUCGACGAAAUUGUACCGAACUUUCCGGAGGAAAUGAAAACGUUCGAGAAGGUAUUCAAGGGAAUCUGCCAUCUCCGCUCGGUGAAGAUUUUGGUCGAACACCUGAAGGAACACCCGGAGAUGCACCGUCCAAAGUAUCUGGUAGACCAAGGCAUGUUCAAGGAGAAGACCACCAUAGCCAGUGAUCACGUUCCGCUGUACAAGUUGUACUUUAAGUGAUGAAUCGGCAUUCGAAGUCAUUUGACCAGUGACCGGGGAGUGCGUUUUCGUUGAUAGUAUGUUUAGGAACAUUUUCGCUGAAUUAAUCUAAUAAAUACACAAGUCGGACAGCCUA
This is a messenger RNA of Malaya genurostris, 1244 nucleotides long. RefSeq lists its product as uncharacterized. The coding region runs from base 68 to 1129 and encodes 353 amino acids. The transcript is spliced from 3 exons. Lineage: Eukaryota; Metazoa; Arthropoda; Insecta; Diptera; Culicidae. The record is from RefSeq and is a predicted model, not a curated record.